Molecule: messenger RNA, 2807 nt
Organism: Dromiciops gliroides (monito del monte)
Lineage: Eukaryota; Metazoa; Chordata; Mammalia; Microbiotheria; Microbiotheriidae
Gene: TRMT1
Product: tRNA methyltransferase 1
Biological process (GO): tRNA N2-guanine methylation
Cellular component (GO): nucleus
Molecular function (GO): metal ion binding; RNA binding
Source: RefSeq, a predicted model, not a curated record
AGAAACCAGCCCUGGGAAGGGGGAAGAACAGAGAAGAGGCUACACCUGGGAGAGGGAGUGGAGGAGGAAGAAGAGUUGGCAAAAAAGCCUAUCCUAAUGUCCAGGCAUCUGUAGCCCAAGUGCUUUUAAUUUCUAUCAGGGCACCAAAUUCACUGCCUUGUCAUCUCCACCACCCCUCCCAAGCACAUUCUAGGCUCUCCCCUCCCCACAAUGGUUUCAGACAAUUCGGGGAAGAAGUCACCAAUUUCUACAAGGCCUCACUCACAGCCAUCUCUGAAAGCACAUGGCCUCGACUGCCCCGUCCCCUCCCCUCUACAAACACAGCUGCCCAGCAACUCCCAGUGAAGAGGGAAGAGAGGGAUCACCGGGGUUACCCCCCCCCCUCCCCAGGAAGACUGGGAAGUUUGCUUUACCAGGCCCCUCCCUUGAACCUUGUUUGCUAGAGGGGGAGGAGAGCACAGAGGAAGAAAGGAGAGGGAGGAGAAGGGACGGGAUCUCCAGUCACCUCCUCAGCUGCGGGGGAAGGGAACAGGAAGGGGCUGCCCAAGAUUACCAAGCCACGCAAGGCUCUGGAGGGGUGGAGCUGCCGAGGAUGGGGAGGGUCGAGGAGGUACCUGGGGAUGCAGCCUACAAGUCGUCGCUUCUAAUUGGUUGAUGGGGAUCACCUGAGUGUUUGCUCUCCCGGGGCAACAUGGCGACGCCCAAGAGAUAAUUUAAGAAACGUGUUCCGUUCCAGAUUCCCGGUUUGCUGUAACCGCUGUCGCUACCGAAAAGUCAAGAAAGAGCCCCCAGUAGAUGUCCAUUCGAGCUGCUCUGUGGCUGCAGUUUGGCAGACGCAGCAUCCAGAGACAAUUCCAAAGCUUCUGCCGAGUCCAGUUAAUGGAGGGGACAAAGGUUCCUCACUGUAAAGGUCCCGCCAUAGCUGACAUAGAGAAUGGUGCCCAUCCAGAGCAGCCCCAGCCUGGGGCAGAACUGGGGGAAACAGUCAUCUCUGAGGGAGCUGCCAGGAUUGUUUUUCCCAACAGCAAUGAAGUGUUUUACAACCCAGUUCAGGAAUUCAACAGAGACCUAACAUGUGCCGUCAUUACAGAGUUCGCUCGGAUACAGCUCUUGUCCAAAGGAUUCAGAGUGAGAGUGCCAGGUGAGGAGAAGCUUCAGAAGGUGGUUGUGAAUCUGACUGAAUCGGAGGAGGGAAGCAUGGAGCCCUGUCCCAGGGACCAGCCUCAGACAGCAGCUGUGGGGAACGUCUGUGAGGAGGGGUUGCGUGUGCUGGAGGGCUUGGCAGCAUCAGGCCUUCGCUCCAUCCGGUUUGCUAAGGAGGUCCCUGGCCUCCAAGCUGUGAUAGCCAAUGAUGCCUCUUCCCGGGCUGUGGACCUCAUACGCUGCAAUAUCCAACUAAACAACGUUAGUCACCUGGUUCAGCCUAAUCUAGCCGAUGCUCGGUAUGAGUGCCAGAGACCUGUGAUGUAUGAGCACCAAAGGAGAUCUCAGAGAUUUGAUGUCAUUGACCUUGACCCUUAUGGAAGCCCAGCCACAUUCCUUGAUGCUGCAGUGCAGGCUGUGUCUGAAGGAGGCCUGCUGUGUGUGACCUGCACUGACAUGGCUGUGAUGGCGGGGAACAGCAGCGAGACGUGUUACAGCAAAUACGGAGCCAUGUCCAUCAAGAGCAAAGCCUGCCAUGAAAUGGCCCUAAGAAUUGUGCUGCAUAGCCUAGACCUUCGGGCCAACUGCUACCAACGCUAUAUCGUCCCCCUGCUCAGCAUCAGUGCUGACUUCUACAUCCGAGUCUUUGUUCGUGUGUACACAGGCCAGGCCAAAGUCAAAGCCUCAGCCAGUAAGCAAGGAUUCGUGUUCCAGUGUGUUGGCUGCGGUUCCUUCUACCUGCAAAGACUGGGCAAGGCAGUUAACAGUGGUGGACGUGUUAAAUUCUCAGCGGCCACAGGUCCCCCGGUGGGGUCUGAGUGUGAGCACUGUGGGCAGCGACAUCAGCUGGGCGGCCCUCUGUGGGCAGAGCCGAUCCAUGACCCAGACUUCGUGGGUCAGGUUCUGGCUGCUAUCAGCAGGAACACAGGGCGUUUCCGCACAUCAGCAAGGAUCCGUGGUGUCCUUAGCAUGGUCACUGAGGAGCUGCCAGAUGUGCCCCUGUAUUACACUCUGGACCAGCUGAGCAGUACCAUUCAUUGCAACACACCCAGUCUCUUACAGCUUCGGUCUGCGCUCCUCCACGCUGGCUUCCGAGUGAGCCUCUCUCAUGCCUGUAAGAAUGCUGUGAAGACAGAUGCCCCUCCCUCGGUGCUCUGGGACAUCAUGCGCUGCUGGGAGAAAGAGAACCCUGUGAAUCGAGAGCGUCUCUCAGAAACCAGCCCAGCCUUCCACCCAUGUGUACACACCUGUGCCCCUAAUGCCAUCCCCACACUGUCCUCAAGGCUCCAAGCCAAUUUCUCCAUCCGGGAUGAUGCUAACCCCAGCUCCCGACAGCAGGGCCUCCAGCGAUUCCAAGCGAACCCUGAAGCCAACUGGGGGCCAAAGGCCAGAGCCCGGUCAGGGGGAAAGGCCCCUUUAGAGCUGGUGGAGAAACGGAGACAACUGCAGAACAAACGGAAGGAGCCCAGUAAGGACCAGGGAACAGAGAAGCUCAAGGCCUUCCCUUGCAAGAAGUUCAAACAGGGAACUUGCCUCUUGGGGAAUGAAUGCUGUUACUCUCACUGCCUUGAGGAGCCCCAACCCAGCCCAGUUUCCUCACCCUGAGGGCCUCUGCCUCAACCCUGCUCCCUUUGGAUUCAGAUAAUAAAGUUCAAUACUCCCCC